AUGGAACAAUCACAGAAUCAACUGGAAGAGUUUCCCUGCAGUGCAGAACGGGUUUGCAGGAUCUUGAACCUGGAUUGUGGUGAUGUGCGCGCAAAGAGAGUCUUACACGGAUCUUCCACAGCAGAAGUGUGGCAAUUGUCUGUAGAAGUGUUUGGACAGCCAAGUAUGAGGCUGCUCGCAAAAACUAGCAGCCACUCAAACGAGGUCUUCUUUUAUUCGUCGGAGCAUGCUCAUGACUUGCAAGAACAUCGUAUAAUUCCCACAUGCUAUCAUGCAGAUGCGGAUUUGAUUUUGCUGGAGGAUCUCUGCGUUGAUGCCUGGAUGCCUCUUGAUGAGAAGAUUGAUCCGAAUCGUGGAAUGCCAGUUGAGUUCGUGUCCCAUGCGGCGGCAGGGUUAGGCAAGUUUCAUCUCCGAGGUCUUCUUUGUGGAGGCACAUCCUUGCCUGUUCAAAAGUACUUUGUGGACCAAGUCCUUUCUAGAUACCGAUACCGCUGGAUUUUUUUUGGCAGCAUACCACCAAGAGAGGCCGCAGAAACUGCAAUGGGGCUGCUUUUGCAAGAUGUAGCUGAAGAUGAAGUGCUGGACCCCGGGACGGUAGUCGACGUCGUGAGCGCAUUCUGUCAUUCUGCGUUCAUGGCGGCCGUGCCCAAGUGGCUUUGCAGUCGGCCUAUGUCUGUUCUUCACGGCGACUUACAUGCGGGCAACGUGUUCAUCAAGGGAGAGGCGACCAUGUUCAUAGAUUUUGAGCGCACCACACCAUCAGGGCCGAUGGAAGUCGACCUUUCGAAAUUGAUUGUCGGAUGUUUUCCUUGCAAAGCUUUGGCAAAGCGCCUGGAUGAAGUGAUGCAGGCGUAUAACGAGGCAAUUCGUCCAGCUCAUGUGGACCGUGAAGGAGUCGUACUGACGAUAUGUAUGGAAGCAUCCUGGAAGAUUGUGCGGUGUGGAUCUGAGUUCUAUUCGCCUGAGCGCAAGAAAUCCGAGCCCGAGCUACGAGGACAGGUUACGGCUUGUUCAUGGAUGCUGUGGCAUUUUGCAGAUGAGUGCAUGCAGCUCAUCGGCAGCUUACUUGCGGAAGGCAAAGUGCCUUCCGCCUUGCCCUGA
This is a messenger RNA of Symbiodinium natans, 1101 nucleotides long. The record is from the annotation of a GenBank genome assembly. NCBI's taxonomy places the organism in Eukaryota, Dinophyceae, Suessiales, Symbiodiniaceae.